AUGGCCAAAUAUCCCCAAGCCGUUGUCUUUGACCUGGACUACACUAUUUGGCCUUGUUGGUGUGAUACACAUCUAAGCCCUCCGCUUAAACUGGAGAAGGCUGGAGGAACGCGGGAAAGACCCCUAGUGGUGGAUUCGUACGGAUACAAGCUCCAGGUGUAUCCAGAUGUUCCGCGGAUUCUCCAGGAGCUUCAGGAUAACGGAGUCCAAAUUUACAGUGCAAGUCGGACCGCUGCACCUAGGAUCGCACGCGAUCUACUGAGCCACUUCAGAAUAGAUGGCUAUUUCGAAGAUUCAGAAUGGGGACAGGGUUCCAAAGUGAGGCAUUUGAAACGAUUAGCAGAGAGGAAUAAGAUUGCUUUUUCAGAAAUGUGUCUUUUUGACGAUGAGAUGCGCAACAAAGAUGUUGAGCGGGAUCUUGGUGUAAAGUUUUUGCACAUCCCAAGUGAGCGGGUUGGCCUGACCUACGAAAUAUUUCAGAGAGGAAUGGAGUCGUGGAGGAAAGCCACGAAAUGA
Messenger RNA from Kuraishia capsulata CBS 1993, 516 nucleotides. RefSeq lists its product as uncharacterized. The record is from RefSeq and is a predicted model, not a curated record. Gene Ontology annotation, molecular function: acid phosphatase activity. Lineage: Eukaryota; Fungi; Ascomycota; Pichiomycetes; Pichiales; Pichiaceae. The transcript is spliced from 2 exons. Bases 1 to 516 code for a protein of 171 amino acids.